AUGAUCGGGUUAUCUGGAAGGGUCGAUGCCAUAUCAAACAGUAACUCCCAGGCAACAAUGUCCCAAGUCGAUGAUCGUUCCCAUCUCGCUAAGCGGAGGAAGCUCGAUACCUCGCAAGAGUCUGAGAGCUCCCCUGCCAUAACUUCACAUACGCAGCUCCGCUCGCUUUUAGUGUUCCAACAGAAUGUUGUAGAAUCAAAGCAAGGCAUAAGGAAAUUCAAAGAAUUUCUUACGUCAAUAGGACAGACUGACAACGAGGCUGAGAAAGCCAAAAAGUUUCGCAUCCUCAAGGCGUACUGCGACUCGCAGAUCUCACGCAACACCGAGGAAGCAGUCUGCUUUCCUGACCUGAUCGAGACGUGGAACUUUGCAGACAGCAGUAGCAAUGAAUCUUUGUUGACUGUCGUACCCUCGGUUUUGGCUAUUUUCAUCAAGACCGUCUCUAGCCAUCUAGACUUUCGCGAGUUUGGCAUCGCCCUGUGCAAGCAUUUGUUGCAGAAGGACCAGCUGCGAUUAUUCAACCGUGGUAUCACCGCGAACAAGUCCAAGGAGCAUCUGAUUUCACCCUGUCUCCGCCUGUUGACUGAAAUUGUCAGCUUUGAUGGUGGUGCUGUCGCUCGACAACUAUAUCUCGCGCGACACAUUACUUUCAAGCGCAUUGACGUGUUCCUGACACCGAAUAAAGCGCAGCUGGAGGAUAAGUCUGAUGAUCUAAAUGCGUCUACCUUGAGAAGGAAUGCUCAGAGAUAUGUUCUUGCAAACCUUAAAUUCCAAAAUGCUGCCAACAAAACCGACACCAUCGAGCAGCAAAAGGUUAUGAGAGCCUUCCUUGAGCAUCUCAGGAAGGAUCCACGGGACAUUGUCGUUGACAUAAUCAGAGCAAUUGAAAGAGACAUUAUUCAGGAUAAAUCUCUUUCUCGGAACACCAAAACAAAAUUCUUUAGCCGAUGGAACCUGGAGAGACUCGUCACACUUUACGGAUAUGACCGUGAGACCGAGCAGGAAAACACGACCGAUGUGUCCCUUGCCGACGAGAUACAUAAGCUUUUGAUGACAGUUUGCACCAAGACUGAGCACGGUGUCUUGCUGCCCGAAACUGGCUGGUAUCCGAAUGGCAGUGAUCCAGAAACACUACCUGUGGACGAUGAUACCUCUAUCGACCUGGGCCUUGAUUCUGCUGCUUAUGUGGACAAAUACAGCGAAACUGUUCCCGUUCGUAAUGGAACUCUGUCUUACCUCAUUCAAUCACUCCGCCCCGAGUCCGAUAGUCUCCAGAUUGCACUACUAUUAGCCAUUUUCAAAGCAGCACCGGAACUAAUUGCUGAUUACUACACUAAGAAGACUAUGUUCGUGGCGGACCCGAAGCCUACACCCUCGUGGAUGGCGGAGUCCACUGUUCUUUUCUCCACAGUCAGCUUGCCUGUCCCUACCAAUUGCGGAUGGAAGGAUAGACUACCUGCUAUGCCUCCGCCAGUCUCUGUGGCCAUUGAAAAUAUUUUGCCCCGGGCUCUUACGCAGAAAGUUCUAACCCGCUGUUUCAACAUGAACGCCGAAAUUGUUACUCUUUUCGCGGUUAGAAUCUUGACGAUAUCUUUCAAUAAGUUGCGGGCAGUCUUGAAUAUAUUCAAUUCCGACCAUGGGGUUAGCCAACCUCUAUGGGCCCAAGCCACAGACAAGUUGAUUGUUGAGUUCUGUAAUCGAUGCCCCCAGGUGAAGGAUGUCGUGACGUUGUUCCGAAGAACGGCCAAGGAUGACCUACAACAGCAAGAGGCAGUUUCAGAACUCCUUGCUUGCUUUUAUGAAGUUAUGCCAGAUGUUGCUUUUGAGGAAGCCUUCGAUGUCUCGCUAGUCCUUGUUGAUGUUUUGAAACGACUGGAUGAGGGAAAUCUUGGAUCGGAAGACUCUGGGCUCUUGAUGAGUCAAUUGCAAUCCAUCCUCAAGAUCACUCAGCAAUCGGCAUCUCUGCGUUGGUGGCAACAACCCGGAUCUAUGCAGUUUUCUGCAUUCACCUCGAUUCUGAAAGUUUUACUCAACGCACCUUCGAGAGAUUCUUUUAAAGAAAUCGACAAGCUCCUCAUGAAUGUGCUUACAGAACAUUCGGUAAUCCGCCCUUCGAGCUUUUCAGCGCUUCUUCCUAGCUUUGAAUCGUCGGACUCCGAAACCCUUCAACGCCAGCUGGCAUUCUUUGAUAAUUGCGCGUGCCGUAUAGCUAAGAAACCUGUCCACUACUAUGAUCUACUCGGGUCUUUGGUGGAUUCGUCGAAGCCGCUCAGCCCUCUGGUGGCUGCUGUUAUUGAACAAUGGCCCUUCGUCCUCAAAGCUGGGAGUGCAAGCAACCAAAAAGACGUAGGUGAAUUUGUCGUCAACUUGCUCAGGAACCUCCACUCCGUCAGCGAGAGCUUAUCGGGGCUGAAAGCAGCCCGGGACGAGCUGGCCAACGUUACCGAAGACAAGAAGCUCAAAUCACGUUUCAAGAAGGCCUUGAAAGGAAGCGAAGAGGCUGAACAGGACGGUCAAAAACAAAAUUUCCACUCAUCUGCUCAGACAUCAUCAAGUGCCAAGAAAGAGUGGCAAGAUCUGGAUCUGGAAGAAAUAUUUGGCUCUCUACCGGUUGAGGGGACUACUCAUAAUGAACUAUCCCGAUGGGAGCAGAAAGAACUGGAUGUGUCCUUGGAGCAGGGUCGGGUGACAGAACUCCUACUUUGCUUGUGUUCUGAGCACGAAGAGGUCAGACGACAGGCGCUUCCGAAUAUUUCACGAUUCAUGAUGAAGCUGAAGGAAUCCACAUACCCUGAAUGGAGGACUGCCUAUAUUCUUACCGGAGAGCUGCUCGAGACAGUGAAACAGAUCGGAGUUGACUCACCUGUUCCUUGGAUAGUAGGAGAGUGCGCCUCUAGCUGCCUUUCGGUCCUUGUGAACCCAAUGCAUAAGAUGUUUGGGAAAGUCAACAAAUUUAUCCAGAAAGCACCUUCGUGGGAGGUAGAGAAGAUCCCGUCUUAUUGGAUCGACAAGAUCUUGCUGCACGAACCGGAGUUGGAUGACGGUUAUUUUGAGGAGAUUGCCUGGUUGUUGGAUUUGCUUGUCAAGGGCCUGCGGACUGAGAGGGAUAUGGAGAUCUAUCGCCGGGCCAAUGUGUUUGAACGAGUAUUGUCAUUCUACGAGUCGCCAGGUGCUGGCUUUUCCGCGAAGAGGAGAAUUUUGCAUCUGCUGUAUCGUUCGGUUCAAGUCAAGGGUGGCACAACGCUUAUUACAAGGGCGGGAAUCGUCAGCUGGAUCCAGAGCCAGCUCCCAGCAGUGAGUGGCAGGGAUGCAUCUACUCUGACAGCUAUGGCAGUGUCGUUAUUCCAAUCCUCGGAUCAGGAUCGGGUUGAAAAGUGGAGCGGAGGCACUGCUCUCCGGACCGUUGAAAACAUUACUGCUUGA
Aspergillus puulaauensis is the source of this 3423-nucleotide messenger RNA. Its product is annotated as NPA1/URB1 family protein. The transcript has 5 exons. Gene Ontology annotation, cellular component: nucleolus. The record is from RefSeq and is a predicted model, not a curated record. Gene Ontology annotation, biological process: maturation of LSU-rRNA from tricistronic rRNA transcript (SSU-rRNA, 5.8S rRNA, LSU-rRNA); maturation of 5.8S rRNA from tricistronic rRNA transcript (SSU-rRNA, 5.8S rRNA, LSU-rRNA). NCBI's taxonomy places the organism in Eukaryota, Fungi, Ascomycota, Eurotiomycetes, Eurotiales, Aspergillaceae. Bases 1 to 3423 code for a protein of 1140 amino acids.